Messenger RNA from Cinara cedri, 945 nucleotides. Lineage: Eukaryota; Metazoa; Arthropoda; Insecta; Hemiptera; Aphididae. The record is from the annotation of a GenBank genome assembly.
AUGCUCAAAAGACAGCCAAUUUGGAAUAGCUCAGACUACCAAGAGUUUAAAUGUGCCAGACCGUUGGAUUUUUCUUAUAGGAAUUUGGAAUCACUUGACGGUACAGUAUAAUAUAUAUAACUAAAGAUCGUAGUUAAAAAUUAAUAGAUAUCAUUUAAAGUAAUUAAGUAUAAAUGCUGGUCGGACAAAGUUCUAUAUCGUUCAUUGUUUGUGAUUUUUUCGUACCUGACGUGUAUCUAUAACGUCUAUAAAAUUAUUUAAAUUAUUAUCAAUAUUUUUUUUCAGAACUAAACCGAAACGAAAAGACGUGGCCACUAAGUGUGCGAGGUACGCCGAAAAAAGGAAGACAAAGCAAGCGGUACAGGACUAGUUCGUUUUGGCUAAACAAUAAUCAUUUUAAACAUGUCAACGGCCUGAAGAAUCUGACCAAUAUUCUUUUCGAAAAGACCGACUAUCUAUCGUGGUUAGACCUAUCUAGUAACAGGUUAACUGUAAUCAGUGACGUAAGUAUAACACCUAUUACUACCCCGGGCACCGUUUUUAUGGAAUUUAUGAAAAAUAAUUCUCAAAUAUUUUACCUGUUUGAGUAAUUUAUGUAAACGUUGACAGGAAUUUCUGCUAUUCCCGAACCUGUCGAUGUUGUUUUUACAUCAAAAUAAUAUCCAAAAUCUUAGCGAAGUGUAUAAACUGCGUAAGCUGAAAGAGCUAAAGACAUUAACGCUGUACAACAACCCACUGUGCAUGGGAAUCAAAUACCGCACCAUCGUAAUAAGAAUGUUGCCCCAAAUCCGGAAGCUGGACAACGUAGUAGUAGUGAGCUCGGAACGUGAGUCAAAAAAGCUGCUCGAUAAGGACACCUGGUUCCAUCUAAAGGAGGCGUGUCCAGAAGAAUUCAGCAGGCAAUUUAACAAUUCUGGCGCCAUGGUCAAUCAGAAAUUAUUUUGA